UUCCUCCUGGCUUGAAAACAGCUCCUGGCUGCAUGCAUCUAGAGAUGCCAGGCCGCCCUCUGGCUCUGGGCCCCUGUCCUCCUCAGCACCCUCGCUCCCACUGUCCUCCUCCUGUCUUGUUGAACUCUGUGCUGCUACGGUCUCUGAAGUGUCCAUGAUGGUCUUCGUAGUGGAGGUGGGGUUGCCCCCAAGUAUCACGUCCAGCUCUCUGUAGAAACGGCAGGUCGUGGGGGCAUCACUGGAGUGGUGGUUUGCCUCCCGCGCUUUGUGAUCAGCCUCUAGGCAAGGUGUUUGUCGGUAAGGAGCUGGCCUACGCUGAUUAGUCUCUUCCACCUCUGAAGAACCUGAUCCUACGAAUACAAAGCCCCAGCAAACAACUGUGUGGCAAGAUCUGAAACCUGUUUUGCUGUGGUGCCUUGUUUAUUGCCCUGGAUGGAGGAAGCUAGGUGCAGUAAAGUAGCCUGAACUCUGUGCCUGGCAACCCCUGGACAAGGCCACCUGUGACCGUAGCAGGAAUAUGGGUCUGCCUGCUUUGUGACCCCUUGGAGGCUGGGGCCGGAUGGAGUCGAUGUGGGCUGGUGUUCCCUUUGCCUGAGGUCUUGGCCUGGUGAUGAGGCACUAGAGAGACGCAGAGAGCGGUCAGCGCGCGGCCGGACGGGGAAAUGGCCCAGCACAAUGUGGGGAUCAACAGGGAGUACGGAGACUGGGACUGGAGCGCGGACGCCGGGGAGCGGGCAAGGCUACUGCAGAGCCCCAAUGUGGAGACCGGGCUGAAAAGCGACGAGGGGCAGAGACCCGGAGCGGGGACCACUUCCACCCUCGGGGCCGUCUUCAUUGUGGUGAACGCUGCCCUCGGGGCUGGGCUGCUCAACUUCCCUGCAGCCUUCAGCACUGCGGGCGGCGUGGCUGCAGGGAUUGCGCUGCAGAUGUCCCUGCUGGUGUUCAUUAUUGGAGGGCUGGUGAUCCUGGCUUACUGCUCGCGGGCCAGCAACGAGCGCACGUACCAGGAAGUGGUGUGGGCUGUGUGUGGCAAGGUCCCUGGCGUGCUCUGUGAGGUCGCCAUCGCCGUUUACACCUUUGGCACCUGCAUCGCCUUCCUCAUCAUCAUCGGGGACCAGCAGGACAAGAUCAUUGCUGCGCUGGUGAAGGAUCCCCAGGGGGCAGGUGGCAGCCACUGGUACGCGGACCGCAAGUUCACCAUCAGCAUCACGGCCUUCCUCCUAAUCCUGCCCCUCUCCAUCCCGAAGGAGAUUGGCUUCCAGAAAUACGCCAGCUCCCUGAGUGUGAUUGGCACCUGGUAUGUCACCGCUGUCGUCAUCAUCAAAUACCUCUGGCCUGACAAGGAGAUUACCCCAGGGCACAUCCCCACACGCCCCUCCUCCUGGAUGGCCGUGUUCAACGCCAUGCCCACCAUCUGCUUCGGAUUCCAGUGCCACGUGAGCAGCGUGCCCGUCUUCAACAGUAUGAAGCGGCCCGAGGUGAAGCCGUGGGGAGCGGUGGUGACAGCAGCCAUGAUUAUCGCUCUCUUUGUCUACGCAGGGACAGGGAUCUGCGGGUUCCUGACGUUUGGCGCGAGCGUGGACCAGGAUGUGCUGCUGUCCUACCCCUCCGACGAUGUCCCUGUUGCCAUUGCACGGGCCUUCAUCAUCCUCUGCGUGCUGACGUCCUACCCCAUCCUGCACUUCUGCGGCAGGGCUGUGCUAGAGGGGCUCUGGCUACGCUACAAGGGGGAAACGGUGGAGGAAGAUGUGGUCCGUGAGAGGCACCGACGUGUGUUCCAGACAGUCUGCUGGUUUCUCCUGACUCUCCUCCUGGCCUUGUUCAUCCCAGAUAUCGGCAAAGUCAUCUCUCUCAUCGGGGGCCUGGCUGCCUGCUUCAUCUUCGUCUUCCCGGGACUAUGCCUGAUUCAAGCCAAACUUUCUGAAAUCCAGGAAACCAGGUCAACCAGCUGGUGGGUGCUGGUCAGCUAUGGGACGUUUAUGGUCACGCUUGGAGCCUUCAUCUUUGGACAAACCACUGCCAAUGCCAUCUUUGUGGAUCUGAUGGCCUGACUCGUUCCACAGGACUGGUUGAUGCUGCCCUCCUUAGAAGUAGCUUUUCCUUUGGGACAGCCCAGGACUGAAGGAAAAAAUUGCUUUGGCUUUUGAUGUUUCCAGAAAGUUGGUUGGAGGGGAACACAUUCCUCCCCUGCUGGGGAUUUUGUUAGUCUGUUUCAUUGGGAGAGUCCUACAGGGUUGUAUGUUCAUCGUCUAAUGCACCAAGUCAGGGUUUUCUUUUAGCUUCUGGUUCCCAGGUCUUGGGAACUGCAGAGGUUCACUACAGAGAAUUCAGACGCUGACCCAGUGGGGGUGCACAGCGCGACGCCCUCCUGGAACGAGGUCAGGACGGAGGCCUUUGUGCAGAAUGCCCCUGGAGCUCCACGCUGAAUUCUUGUUACCCUUUUUUGGGGGACAAAUUUCUCAAGUGUGUCUGGGAUUCACAGUGUGUAAUAGGCAGUAGCCCCCCCCCCCCCCCCAGGGUAGGAGACCAUACUACAUUGGACUGCAUCUCGUCUCUGGCAAAUCCUCUCUCCCAAACAAAAGGACCUUAAACUGCCUGUUCUAAUCGUGAAAUUACUGGUGAGAUGUUUGUCGUAUAAAGCAAACUGGUAACCUUGCUUUAUGAACUUAGGAAUUAUUCAUGUCCAGGUUUUUAGCUUCAGAUGAUAAAACCACAGGAAAUUUUCCCUAAGAAACAAUACUUGUAUUGAUGAUCACUCCUUAUGGCAUGUGUGAGAAUGAAGUACUCCAUUCUUGCACGAUGAGACCAUUGUCUCUGUCAUGGUAAGAGUGCUUGAAAGGUAAGGGAAUAGAUAUCAGAUAAGCUGUAGAAAGGAAUGAUUUUUAAUACACUUGAGUGCAAUUCCUCAAUCAUGCUUCAUGGAGAACUCUAGUAAUUACAUUCCUUUCUUUGUACUAGGCUAUCAAGUUAGUUUCUGUAGAAAAAUUUCUGCCAUAUCACUGUUUGUUUGGUUUUUUGUUUUUGUUUUUAAAUGCUGGGCUUUCUCAUCUCUCUCACUCUCUCAUCUAGUCAGUCUUUUCUGUUCUCACUUACCUCAACCAGGGGAUUACUUAACCUGCCUCUGAUUGGUUUACAUUUUUACUGGAGGUGCUGCUGAUUGGCUAUUUUGUAACAAGCACUUUUUUUUGCUUCUUUGUAAUUGGGUGGAAACAGGGCCAGGGAAGAAUCUAACAAAGCACAUCUGUCCUGACAUGCCACUGGGCACCAACAAAGCAGUGUGAUGUUUACAAAACCGAUGUUUUCCCCUUCAUGCAUUUGGGGGCGUGAUGGCUAUUUAGUUAAGGUGCUAUGACUCUGUAACAAUUUAUUUAUUGAUUCUAGGGUUCAGAGUUUUCAAAGGCUCUUGUCAUUUCAAAUCCUGUUCUUCCGGGAUGGAUGUUUGCUGGAAGGGGCUGAUAAUCUUAGGUUUAAAGGGACACUGUGAGGGCAAAAAUCAUAAUAUAAUCCACCUGGAGGGCUUUUUAACACCUACAAUUAUUAAAACUGAGAAUUUCUAAAUAGCCCAGAGUAAACUACUACUCUAUUCACUGUUUGCAUUUCUCUGCACUUGGAGGAGGAGAAACAAGCUGGGUCAAUUUCACUUUUGUUUUUAGUCAGUUUCACUUUGAUGGCCUUAGAGGUUAGCAUAGUAUCUGGGUUGCAAACUCUGUAGGGGGGUAGUUAGAUCUCAGUGGGAAACUGUUCUCAUUGGAAUUUAAAAACAAACUUUUCUGUUGGUCUGUUUUGUAAAAUAAAUAAAAUAACUCUGCGUUUGUGUUUUACCGUAAAA
Molecule: messenger RNA, 3829 nt
Organism: Chrysemys picta bellii (western painted turtle)
Lineage: Eukaryota; Metazoa; Chordata; Testudines; Emydidae
Source: RefSeq, a predicted model, not a curated record